ACCGUUGCGACACUUCCGGAACAUGUGUUUUCGCGCUUCCGUCACUCCAUUGACGCAUGAAUCCAUGAAUCGGUAAUUUCCCCAGCACUCCUGUCAACAAAGAGUUAAAUCAUAAAGAUGCCUUCUGAUGCAAAAAAAAAGAGAGAACAAAAGAAAAAGGAUGCUGCAAAAGGCAAAAACAAAAAGAACCCAAAAGAAAAUGGUGCAGCUGAAUUAAAUGGAGAUACAGAAGUAAAUGGAUACACAAAUGGAGUAACAGCAAAUGGACAUGCAGUUAAUGAAAUUGAAGAGGAACUGGAAGCCAUGACAUUAUUGGCGAAACACAGAGCUUGUACAGGAGUGUUGGCUUCCCAUCCUGACAGUCGUGAUGUCCACAUACAUAACUUGUCCAUUACUUUCCACGGUGUGGUAUUGCUGGAUGAUACCAAGCUUGAGUUAAACGUUGGAAGAAGAUAUGGUCUUAUAGGUCUUAAUGGUUGUGGUAAAUCAUCCUUACUGUCAGCCAUAGAAAAUUGUGAAAUACCUAUACCAGAUCAUAUUGAUAUCUUUCACCUUCGUAGAGAGAUGGCACCUAGUGAAAAAACAGCAUUACAAGCUGUUUGUGAUGUCGAUAAAGAGAGAAUACGUCUAGAACACGAGAGCGAAGUUCUAGCAACUAAAGAUGAUCAAGAAUCUCAUGACAGAUUACUGGAUAUCUAUGAGCGAUUAGAUGAUAUGGAUGCUGACAAAGCUGCAGUGAGUGCAGCUUUCAUUCUUCAUGGUCUUGGUUUUACUAAAGAAAUGCAGCAGAAGAAAGUGAAGGAUUUCUCUGGAGGAUGGAGAAUGAGAAUCAGUUUAGCAAGGGCAUUGUUUAUCAGACCAUCACUGUUACUGUUAGAUGAACCAACAAAUCAUUUAGAUCUUAAUGCUUGUGUAUGGUUGGAAAAUGAACUGAGCAAUUACAAAAGAAUACUAGUUAUGGUGUCACAUUCUCAAGAUUUCCUGAAUGGAGUUUGUACAAACAUUAUACACAUGCAGAAUAACAAACUAAGAUAUUUUGGUGGUAACUAUGACACCUUUAUGCAAACAAGGAUGGAAUUAGAAGAAAAUCAAAUGAAAAAAUAUAAAUGGGAACAGGAUCAAAUAUCACAUAUGAAGAACUAUAUUGCAAGAUUUGGACAUGGUAGUGCAAAGUUAGCCAGACAAGCCCAGAGUAAAGAGAAAACCCUGAAGAAAAUGGUGGAUAGUGGACUGACAGAGAAAGUUACUCAAGAUAAAGUAUUAUGCUUUUCAUUUCCUCCAUGUGGUAAAAUACCUCCUCCAGUGAUAAUGAUACAACAUGUCAGCUUCAAGUAUGAAGAUGAUAAGCCUCAUAUAUAUAAGGACCUGGAUUUUGGCUUUGAUUUAGAUACCAGAGUAGCAUUAGUAGGACCAAAUGGUGCUGGCAAGUCUACACUUCUGAAACUUGUUGUUGGAGAGUUGGUACCCACAGAAGGAAUAAUCAGGAGAAAUUCUCAUUUGAAGAUAGGCAGAUAUCAUCAGCACUUAGCAGAGGCAUUAGAUCUAGAGCAGUCUGCUUUAGAAUGGAUGACAAGGUGCUUCCCAGAUGUCAAAGAGAAAGAAGAGAUGAGACGUAUUAUUGGACGGUUUGGAUUAACAGGUCCACAACAGAUUUGUCCAAUUAAAAAUUUAUCUGAUGGACAGCGGUGUCGUGUCAUAUUUGCUUGGUUGGCAUGGCAAAACCCACAUAUACUGUUACUGGACGAACCUACAAAUCAUUUAGACCUGGAGACAAUAGAUGCAUUAGCUGAUGCUAUCAAUGAUUUUGAAGGAGGAUUAAUUCUUGUCAGUCACGACUUCAGACUUAUAUCUCAGGUAGUGGAAGAGAUCUGGAUUUGUGAGAAACAAACUGUUACUAAAUGGGAAGGAGAUAUCUUUAGUUACAAAGAAGCAUUGACUAAAAAGGUCAAGAAAGAAAAUGCAAAAAUGUUAAAAAAUAUAUGAGUAUGAAAUUUAGGGAAAAAAUUUUGUGAUAUUUAUUUAUAAACAAUUUUUACUGCAAUUUAAAACCUGAUGGUAAUGUGUUUUCAUCAGCAGGGCUUGUACAUCAUCAUAAUUUGUGGAUUUAUUUGGCGAACUGUUCUUAUAAAAUAGAGGAAUCUCUUUGUGAUAUUUGUUUGGUGACACAGUUUGAAACAGUAAUCAAUGCUACUGUAUAUUAAUAUACAUAAUAGGGAAUAUUAUAUGAAAUUGGUGUCUGAUGACUUGCAGCAACAUCACUACUACAAUGAUCAUACUAGAUUGUUUGAAUAGAUUGACUGCAUCAAUAAGUAAGACCUACAAAAGGCUACAUUUGUAAUUGUACCAAAUAUUUUCUUUAUAGCUGAAAAUUGCUGAAAAAUUAUUUUUAUGUGUUUUAGCAUGAAAAAAGCUCCAUGAUAUUAAAUGUUGUCAAUGCAGUAAUUGGCAUGAUGUUUUUAGUAGACUUCAAAAGACAGAAUUACACAAUCAGUAAAAUUUGACAAAGUUCAUUCCAUAGCCUGACAGAUUUCUUGGUUUUAAAAAAGAAAAGGGGUGGGGAUAUCAGUGCAAAAUGUAAUUUAUAAUGUAUUAAAAAUUUAUUGCAAAUGGUCAAUAUGGUCUAAAACAUGAUAUUCUGUUGUAUUUUUGAUUUCAGUGUAUGAGAAUGUCUUCUUUCAUUGAUGCGUUCAAACUUCAUGCUUGGUUUCAUGCCAAUCAUAUAAAUUAUUUCAGUAAAAUGUUGUCACUUUAAAUUUUUUAUAGAAUUGUAUUAAAUUACGAACAAAGGACAUUUUUCCUUUACUUGUAUUUUAUUUAUUGUAAUGUUGGAAUUUGUUUGAUAGGUGACAGAUUUUAUUGGUUUCAGUAAUGUUUUUAUUUUCUUGAUUUCUGUUACGUAUUUUACUUUUGAUUUCAGCAAUGAGAUUUCAUAAAAUAUUUCAAUACUUGU
Molecule: messenger RNA, 2950 nt
Organism: Mytilus californianus (California mussel)
Lineage: Eukaryota; Metazoa; Mollusca; Bivalvia; Mytilida; Mytilidae
Product: ATP-binding cassette sub-family F member 2-like
Exons: 14
Coding region: 118-1983 (621 amino acids)
Molecular function (GO): ATP hydrolysis activity; ATP binding
Source: RefSeq, a predicted model, not a curated record